Molecule: messenger RNA, 918 nt
Organism: Exserohilum turcica Et28A
Lineage: Eukaryota; Fungi; Ascomycota; Dothideomycetes; Pleosporales; Pleosporaceae
Exons: 6
Coding region: 1-831 (276 amino acids)
Molecular function (GO): fatty acyl-CoA hydrolase activity
Source: RefSeq, a predicted model, not a curated record
AUGUUCCGCGUCAAGCAGCUUCCGCUGCUUCAGUUUGUUUCGCGGAAACGCCAUCAGUCGACCGUGUCUAGUGAUACGGCACCUGCUACGGCUGCACUGAGCCCCAGGUGGCUUUCAGACGUCAAAACGCGCAUUGGAAAGUGCAUCAGUUUUGGCAUCAACUCGACGCAGGUUGAGGAGGCUGGCUCGAUAUUGCAGGAGACGGCGGACAAUUGGAGAGAGCUUGUAGCAGGAAGCGAAGGCUUUCUCACAGGCAAGCAAUGGCGCGGUCUAUACCGUCAAGAGGUUGUUUGGGGAGAAAUGGUUAGCACAGGUCACGUCAACAAUGUCAUGUAUAAUCGAUAUGCAGAGUCGGCCAGGGUCAAUUGGACAAUGAACUUUGCGGCCAGCGACCCGCAGCAUAGAGCCGAGUGGAUGCAGCUCAUGACACCAGAAAGCGUGGGCUUGAUUCUGCGGAGUAUCAAGACGGAUUACAAAUUUCCGAUGAAAUGGCCAGACAGAGUCACUGUGCUCCAUAAGCUCAGCAACAAGCCCGCUCACAAUAGCGAUCACUUCAUCCUCGAUGUGCUGAUUCUCUCCGAGGCACAUCGGCGCCCAGCCGCGCGCUGCAUUGAAGACAUUGUGGUCUACGACUACCGGACAGCGAAAAAAACACGGCUGCCGCCGUUUAUGAUGGCAAAGUUCGAGGAAACGUUCAAGCUGCAGGAGCAGGCGAAAAAGGAAAACGGCGCCAGGGUCAGGGUGCUUUUAGAGCGGGUGCGGGCGCUGGAGAAGAGUAGCUGGGAUAGGCCGGAUGCAAAGGAGGACUUUGGAAGCGCGACGGAUGCAUAGGGCGGGGGAAUCAUGACCAAGCAAGACGGCAUCUCUGAUGGGCAUGGCUGGUUUGGUAGUCGCAGUCGGGUGAAAUAGAGAUUAAGG